AUGAGGCACCGCCAUCUGUUGGCCGGCUUAGGCUGGCUACUCGCAGCCGGCAGCACCGUCGUGAAUGGGCUUUGCAACCCUCAAAAUGCCACUUACAGCAACGAAUCACCGCCAAACGGGACUUACAUGCCCUGGGUCCUGAUGGGCGCCAUCAACAACGUCCCCGGUGCAAAGCAGUACAUCACCAUCGUAAACCUGACGCCUCACAGAUUCGUCCUGCAAAACACACACUCCUAUCAGAUGGAUGUCUUUGACUGGGGCGAUGUUCCGCAAGGCCAUGCCCGCCAAAACACCGUUGUUUACACCAGCAAAGCCGGGAAGAACGCCGUAGACGACGGCGGCGAAGCAUACUACGCUAUUGACGGGACGGACAAGACCUUUGUUGUUCGAGCGGCCACUCAUAUCCCAGAUGCACACCCGACACGAACAGUCAUUGAUCUCACGGGCAUGGGCCAAGGUCAGCGCGAAUACUUGGACCCCGCGAACCAAUCGCCGGUGACGCUGGUGAUUACGGGGAGCGACAGCUACGGCUUCAUGACAUCGAUCCGGUUCGGUGCUGGCAACUGGAUGAAGAACAUGUACGAUGUCAUCAAGGACAGGCAGCUUCAGCACGUCGUCAUGCCGGGGUCCCAUGAUGCCGGGAUGAGCACCAUCAGUAACAAGCUGAUGGGAGGAGGCAUCAGUGAGAACACACAAACUCAGGGCCUCAACAUCUACAAUCAGCUCUGGGCAGGCUCCCGGUACUUUGACCUGCGCGUCGGGUCAGUGCACUCCAUCACGGACACCUCCGACUACAGCUUCUGGACGCUGCACGUCAGCGGCGAAACAAAUGAAGUCGCCCUGGGCAACUCGGGAGAAUCCCUUGACGAUGUCAUCAACGAGAUCAACCAGUUCACGGCCGAGGCUCCAGGAGAAGUCAUCUUCUUCCGCGUCAGAUACCUGAUUGGCAUCCGAGAGGUCCCCAGCCUGGGCCCCAUUUACUGGACGACGGACAUUGUCAACGACUUCUUCGGCAAGCUCAGGGGCGUCAACAACCGCUGCGGCAACCUCGACACCAGCACCACCUUUAACCAAAAGUCGGCGUCGUAUUUCAUGGACCAGAACGGAGGAAACGGCUGCGUCAUCUUCCUUCUCGCCGGCGACCUGACCCCAGAUGUUCCCCAAGACUCGAUAGCAGAUGGCAUAUACAAGGCCGAUCAGCUUUCCAUCGCAGACGACUGGUCCAACAUGGGCAACACGCAGGACAUGGCAGAGGACCAGGCAUCAGACUGGAAAGCCGUCAGCCGCGGCGGCAGCUCCGACACGUUCCACAUCAGUCAAUGGCUUGUGAGCGCGGACAUUGUCACCACGACCUUUUUCACCAUCGAGAGCAUCGGUAUUUUGCCGACCAACCCGGCGUUAUAUUGGAUGGGCGUCAAUAACAUGUCGCCGCAGAGCUGGCCGACCGUCAUCCUCGUCGACUACAUCGGCGUCGUCGUCAAGGGCCAGCACGACUGGGACCAGCUGAGCGCCGAGCUGUACACGCUGGCCAUUGGCUUGAACCUGUACAUGAUCAGCGAGAACUGCGACGUGAGCACAAUUGCUUCGCCCCUUUUGCCUGGUGAGCGAACGGCGCAGAAGAUGACCUCUAUGGCGAAGCCCUGGAAUGGCAUUCACUAUGCGAACGGCACGAUAGUCGACGAUGCGCCGCGCCACGAGCAUCCCGGCCGCGUCGAGAUUCUGCGGAAAGGGACAAGAUUCAUGAAUGGCACGGUGCUGGAACACGAUGUCGUGAACCCUUAUUUUAACUCCACGAGCAUGUAA
This is a messenger RNA of Trichoderma citrinoviride, 1803 nucleotides long. Its product is annotated as PLC-like phosphodiesterase. The transcript has a single exon. Bases 1 to 1803 code for a protein of 600 amino acids. Gene Ontology annotation, biological process: lipid metabolic process. The record is from RefSeq and is a predicted model, not a curated record. Lineage: Eukaryota; Fungi; Ascomycota; Sordariomycetes; Hypocreales; Hypocreaceae. Gene Ontology annotation, molecular function: phosphoric diester hydrolase activity.